UUGCUAACAGAGGCAGGACAAUCCAUUAUUACGACGGAGCAAGUAGAGCAGCUUUACAAGAAUGGAAUGUAUUAUCGCGAAUUAGUUACUGGUAAGUCUCCUGAGGUACUUGUUAGUGACCUAGAUUUUUCCCUCGAUGGGAGAUCAUUGUUUUCGGACCUCGACUUUGCAGCAUCUUAUGGAGACAAGGUGAGCAUAGUCGGAGACAGUGGGAGUGGAAAGACCACAUUUUUUAGGAUCCUAUCCGGCAUAGGUGAUUACUCAUAUUCUGGGUCGAUGGAAGUCGAAGGUAGAAUUGGCUUUCUGCCUCAACACUUCGAAGAAGUCGAUGGCGACAUACUGGCUAUUUUGGUGCUGCUCAAGUCGUUGUACGAUGAUGAAAUCAACAAUCUCUUAGAAUUACCCCUGAAUUCCUUCUCACAUGAGUUGAUAUAGGAGCUCAACUCUUUGGGUGGGCAUGAGAUUUUUAGGCAGUUAGCUCAUAUUGGGCUGGAGAAAGAAAUACUGAAACGUUUUUUCAAGUCUCUCAGUGGUGGUAAAAAGACGAAAACACUACUAUGCUCUCUCAGCGUUUUAGAUUCAGACCUUAUUUUGCUGAACGAGCCAACAAAUCACCUGGACGAUAAAGGGAUUGAAUGGUUAGAGUUAUUCUUGAAAAGGUUCAUAAAAGGUUCACAGGUGCGGUUGUCAUGGUUACUCACGACCGUGCUUUGAUCAAUGCAGUUUCAAACUCGGAGUUAUCCCCUCACACCAAGAAGUUUACCCAUUUUAGAGGUGGCUAUAAGCACUACUUGGAACAAUAGAAAAAAAGGAGACAAAUAAUGAUUGAAGAGAGACGAUUCCAGGACAAGGAGCUCAAGAAACUGAAGUCUAAGCCUCCUCAAGUACAAUCUAAAGUUAAGGCGCGAGUUUUUAGAUCCGGGUCAGACAGAGAUAAACUAAGCUAUAACAACAAGGAGCAAAGAGCCCAAAAGGGAAUUACGGGCCUGAUUAAUCAGCUGUCUGAUAAAGUUGAGCAUCUCAAUGAUAAUUUAGUGGACGUUAUUCCUGAUCGAUCUCAAAUAAUUCCCGAUUUCGACGGUCUUCCUGACUUAAGCUCUCUUUAAGGGAUAACGGUAACUGAAGCUUCAAAAUAAUAUGAAAAGCAAAUUUUCACCAAUGUAUCUUUUACGCUGGCAAAAGGUGAGAAACUGAUUUUUCAGGGUCCAAAUGGAUCUGGCAAAACAACUUUAAAUCGAAUUCUCAUGGGUUAUACUGAACCAGAUCAUGGAACGGUCUCCGUUAGUGGAAAUGAAGUCGUCGGGUACCUGGACCAGGAACAAGGAAACCUCCCGAUAGAAAAUUCUGCGAUGGACUUGUUGGAAGAAGAUAUCAAAAUCAAAGCAAAAUAGCAGGAAGCAAUUCGUGAUUUGCGCAGUUUCGGAAUUUAUAGUUGGCACGACCUAAAGAGUCCUUUAAAGAACUUGAGUGUCGGGUGCCGUCGUAAAUCAUAACUUUGUCAGCUUGUCAUGAGGAAAUGUUCCAUCCUCAUUCUAGAUGAACCUACCAACCACAUUGAUUCCCGAGGUUGGAAAAUAUUGAAGAUGCUCUAGUGAGCUUUCCCGGCAUUAUUAUUGCUACUACACAUGACAGAUCCUUCACGAAAAAGGUUGUCACGAGAGUCAUGACCUUAUCAAAUACUAGUUUAGAAUAA
This is a messenger RNA of Lachancea meyersii CBS 8951, 1693 nucleotides long. Lineage: Eukaryota; Fungi; Ascomycota; Saccharomycetes; Saccharomycetales; Saccharomycetaceae. The record is from the annotation of a GenBank genome assembly.